Messenger RNA from Cajanus cajan (pigeon pea), 3017 nucleotides. The record is from RefSeq and is a predicted model, not a curated record. NCBI's taxonomy places the organism in Eukaryota, Viridiplantae, Streptophyta, Magnoliopsida, Fabales, Fabaceae.
GAGAGCUACUAAAAUGGCAGAAUCUGCAGUGUCCUUGGCCGGUCAGCAUUUGCUUCCAAAAUUUUUGGAAGCUCUCAAUAUGCUGAAAGAUCUCCCAAAAGAAGUUGCAGACCUUACAGAUGAACUGGAGACCUAUCAAGAUUUCAUCAAUUAUGCUGAUCAAGUAGCUGAAACUGAACAAGAUGGUGGUAGACGUGAUAGAAUCAAAAAAAGGGUGAUGCGGCUGAGAGAAGUAGCUUUUCGCGUUGAAGAUCUCAUUGAUGAAUAUAAGUUAUGUGAGGAAAAGCAACCUGAUGAUCUUGGAUGUGCAGCUUUACCAUAUGAGGUUGUUGACUUCAUCAAGACUCUGAUCCAUCGCAUUCAAGUAGCAUAUAAGAUUCAGGAAGUUAAGUCACUUGUUCCUGCUGAAAGAGAUAGAUUCAAAAGCCAUUUUCCUUUAGAACAAAAGCCAAACAGUUCUAGAGGAAAUCAAAAUGUCACAUGGCACAAACUCCGAAUGGCUCCUCUCUACACUGGGGAAGCUGAGGUUGUUGGCUUUGACGGCCCUAAAGAUCAAUUGAAAGAUUGGUUGAUAAAGGGACGAUUAGAGCGCACUGUCAUCUCUGUGGUAGGAAUGGGAGGACAGGGAAAAACCACUCUUGCCAAGUUGGUUUUUGACAACAAGGAGGUCUUUGAAUGCUUCGAUUGUCGUGCUUGGAUCACAGUUUCGCAAUCCUACACUGUAGAAGGACUGCUGAGGGAUAUGUUGCAGAAGUUUGGCGAAGAAAGAAUGAAUGUUUCUUCGAUGGAUCGGAUGUCCUUGAUAGAUCAAGUGAAAGCCCACUUGCAUUCUAAAAGCUGAAGGGUUUGUCAAAUCAGAAGGGGAAAAAACACUCGAAGAAAUUGCAAGGCAAUAUUUAGUAGAGUUGAUCCAUAGAAAUUUGGUGCAAGUAUGCUCAUUUACCAUUGAUGGCAAACCCAAACGAUGUCGUGUUCAUGACUUAUUACAUGAGAUGAUUCUUACAAAAAUCAAGGAUACAGGAUUUGGUUUGUAUAUUGGUGAGCACAACGAUUCCGUUUCAAGUGAGAUCGUACGACGCCUAACAAUUGCAACAGAUUCUGAUGAUUUGCUUGGAUGUAUUGAAAGCUCAUACAUUAAGUCAAUUCUGUUUAUCACCCGUAAAGAGUUAUCUGAACACAUGGUAAGGAGAAUCCCUACUAAAUACAUGUCAUUGAAGGUACUCGAUUUUCAUCAUGCUCCAUUGAAUUAUGUUCCGGAAAAUUUGGGAAAUUUAAUCUACUUGAAGUAUUUAAGCUUGGGAUACACAAAAAUAGGAAGUCUACCAAAAUCGAUUGGUAAGCUCCAAAACUUGGAGACCUUGGAUAUCGACGGAGCGCUAGUGUUUGUGAUGCCAAAAGAGAUUACAAGGCUUAGAAAACUUGGUCAUCUUCGGAUUAGCCGAAUAUCUUCCUUUGAAGCAGUAAAGGAAAGUCUUGGAGGCCUAACAUCCCUCGAACAGAUACGUACAAUGAGAAUAGAUUCUGAUGGAGUUGUUAUUGCAGAGCUAGGAAAGCUAAAGAAAUUAAGGGAUUUGAGCUUAACUCAUUUUAGGAGAAAAUACAGACUCACUCUGUGUUGUUCGAUAAAUGAGAUGCACUUCUUGGAGAAACUACGUAUCGGAGCAAGGGAUACCAAUGAAGUGAUUGACUUGUCCGAUGUAUCGCUCCAUCCCACACUUAAGAAGCUUUGCUUGAGUGGGAAGUUAGAGAAGUUUCCAAAUUGGAUUCCAAAGCUCCAAAAUCUUGUGAAAUUGUCCUUGGAAUUAUCCUUUUUAACUUGUGAUCCGUUGAAAUCACUAAAAUAUAUGCCAAAUUUGUUGUGCCUAAAUAUUAGCCACCAUGCUUAUGAAGGUGAAAGUUUGCAUUUUGAGGAUGGAGGGUUUCAGAAACUAAAGGAAUUGCGGCUUAAAAAUUUGCAACAUUUGAAUUUCAUCAGUAUCCAUAGAGAAGCACUUCUUUGUUUGGAAAGGCUUGAGUUAAGCGAAUUACCCAAACUCAAGGAAGUACCUUCUGGCAUUCUGCAGUUAGAGAAACUUGGAGUUGUCCAUAUAUUCAACCUGCCAAUUCAUAUUAUGGGAUUUUUUGAUUAUGGAAAUCCAAAGCGCUGGAUCAUCCAGAGCAAACCCAUAUAGAAUGUUUUAAAAUUCUCUGCAAAAUUGCCAAGAUAUGGAAUCAUCAUAAAGCGUCCAACCUUGCAAAUAAAUGGUAGUGGGUUUGAAGUUCAACUCAUGCUGUGGAUAGCAAAUCAUUUGGAUUGCUCUUCUUAGUCAGGGGCUGGACCAGGGCUAACGGACGCUGUUACUCAAGGUGCCAUACUAGCAGCAAAACCAGUUAGUGGAUUCAAGAUAGGAAGAAAAGCUGGGGAGUGGACAACCUCUCACUUUCAUUCAUACUUACCAUCAGAAAAUUACCUCACCUAGGCCUGCAGGUUUCUACCAUCAAUGCUCAAUAACUUGUACUAUUAGUAUUGAUAUGGGUGCAAUUGCUGCUUAGAUUGUUUUUGAACUUUUGAGUUCAGGUUUUUCUCUGCAAGGAAGCACAGUCUGUUGAUGCUGUAGUGGGAACAAUUCAUUUGAUAGGUUGGUUGGUACUCUAGAUGUGUUGUUUGAUAUACUGGAAUUAAUAAUUCAGCUGCACUGGAUUGGAUCUAAGCUUCCUUGUUCUCUUCCUGUUGAUGAACUAUGAUUCAUUUUAUUCAAAGCUGUUUCACUUUUUAAAUGAUUGUGAGGGUUCGGGAACUGUCUCUAAAGGAGAGGUUGCAUCAUUGUGGAAGGUUUGUAACAGCAACUCGGAAGAUUUGGCAUACCUUGAAGAAUUCUACUGCAUUUAUAUUCUAGUGACAAAAGUAAGAAUGUCACUAAAUUGUAUAAAAACCGGAUGGAAUGACCAGUUUGGGGGAAGAAAGUGAAACUUUUUGAAUUUGGAAGAAUAAAUAAAUAAAUUAGCCUAAUAUUAAAAAAAAAAAAAUUAAUGUGUGA